GGGCGGGCGUGCGGGAGUUGUUGGCCGGGUGAGCGGGGCGGACAGGGGGCGGAGUCGGAGCCCGAGACCGAGCUGGAGCUGGAGGCGACGGGCGGCGGCCGCACUCGGACUUGGGAAUCCCGCGCGCAGCCCGCGUUUCACCCGUGAGGAGCCCGGAAAGACUGUGCAAUGAAUGGUGAUACUCAGGCCGCAGUGGUGACCUCACCGCCCCCGACCACAGCCCCUCACAAAGAGAGGUACUUCGACAGGGUGGAUGAGAACAACCCGGAAUACCUGCGUGAGAGGAACAUGGCACCUGACCUUCGCCAGGACUUCAACAUGAUGGAGCAAAAAAAGAGGGUGUCCAUGAUUCUGCAGAGCCCCGCUUUCUGUGAAGAGUUGGAAUCAAUGAUCCAGGAACAAUUUAAGAAGGGGAAGAACCCCACCGGCCUGCUGGCCUUGCAGCAGAUCGCCGAUUUCAUGACCACAACCGUCCCCAACGUCUACCCGGCAGCCCCGCACGGAGGGCUGGCUGCCCUGAACAUGAGUCUUGGCAUGGUGACUCCCGUGAACGACCUGAGAGGAUCCGAUUCAAUUGCCUACGACAAAGGGGAGAAGCUGCUGCGCUGCAAACUGGCAGCGCUGUACAGGCUGGCAGAUCUCUUCGGGUGGUCCCAGCUGAUCUACAACCACAUCACAACCAGGAUGAGCUCCGAGCAGGAACACUUCCUCGUUGUGCCUUUUGGGCUGCUCUUCAGUGAAGUGACUGCAUCCAGUUUGGUGAAAAUAAAUCUACAAGGGGAUAUUGUAGACCGUGGAAGCACUAAUCUAGGAGUAAAUCAGGCUGGCUUCACGUUACACUCCGCAAUUUACGCUGCGCGACCAGACGUGAAGUGUGUGGUCCACAUUCACACACCAGCGGGGGCUGCGGUUUCUGCGAUGAAAUGCGGACUCCUGCCCAUCUCCCCAGAGGCCCUUUCCCUUGGAGAAGUGGGUUACCAUGACUACCAUGGGAUUUUGGUGGAUGAAGAAGAAAAGGUGUUAAUUCAGAAAAACCUGGGGCCUAAGAGCAAGGUUCUCAUCCUCCGGAACCACGGGCUGGUGUCGGUCGGGGAGAGCGUCGAGGAGGCCUUCUUCUACAUCCACAACCUUGUGGUUGCCUGCGAGAUCCAGGUUCGCACUCUGGCCAGUGCGGGAGGGCCCGACAACCUAGUCCUCCUGGAUCCGGGGAAGUACAAAGCCAAGUCCCGCUCCCCCGAGUCCCCAGCAGGGGAGAGCACUGGGGCGCCUCCCCGAUGGCUGGUCGGCGAGCAGGAGUUUGAAGCCCUCAUGCGGAUGCUCGACAAUCUGGGUUACAGGACUGGCUACCCUUACCGAUACCCGGCCCUGAGAGAGAAGUCUAAAAAAUACAGCGACGUGGAGGUUCCUGCCACUGUCACAGGUUGCUCCUUUGCUAGUGACGGUGACUCGGGCACUUGCUCUCCUCUCAGACACAGUUUUCAGAAGCAGCAACGAGAGAAGACAAGGUGGCUGAACUCUGGCCGGGGGGACGAUGCCUCUGAGGAAGGGCAGAAUGGAAGCAGCCCCAAGUCGAAGACUAAGGUGUGGACGAACAUUACACACGAUCACGUGAAACCCUUGCUGCAGUCUCUCUCGUCCGGUGUCUGCGUGCCAAGCUGUAUUACCAACUGCUUGUGGACUAAAGAGGAUGGACAUAGAACUUCCACCUCUGCUGUCCCUAACCUGUUUGUUCCAUUGAACACAAACCCGAAAGAGGUCCAGGAGAUGAGGAACAAGAUCCGAGAGCAGAACUUACAGGACAUUAAGACGGCCGGCCCCCAGUCCCAGGUUUUGUCUGGUGUAGUGAUGGACAGGAGCCUCAUCCAGGACGCACCCCUGUCCGACUGCACGGAGACAAUCGAAGGGCUCGAGCUCACAGAGCAGACCUUUAGUCCAGCUAAGCCUCUCUCUUUUAGAAAGGGGGAGCUGGUGACAGCCUCCAAGGCCAUCAUUGAGAAGGAGUACCAGCCGCACGUCAUCGUGAGCACCGCGGGCCCCAACCCCUUCACCGCGCUCACCGACCAGGAGCUGGAGGAGUACCGCAGGGAGGUGGAGCUCAAGAACAAGGGCGCCGCGGAGAGCCUGGACGAGGCCGUGGAGCAGAGAGACGGCGGCCCUCCUGCGCGCCCCGCCGCCGCCGAGCCGGAUGAAGACCUGCCGCGGGACCCUGCUUUAGGAGACGACGGUGAUGCCGCCACCUCUAAGCCGACUCUCCCUGACCUGUCCCCUGAUGAGCCUUCAGAAGCGCUUGGCUUCCCUACACUGGACAAGGAGGAGGAAGAGGGGCUUGGCGAAGCCCGCCGCCCUCCAAGCCCCACCAGGUCCUCCACGGUGGCCAGCCCCGAGCCAGCCCCAGCCCAGGGAGCUGAAGAGGCCUCCUCCCCCACCGCUGAGGAGGGGGUUGCCGCAGACCCAGGCAGCGAUGGGUCUCCAGGCAAGUCCCCUUCCAAAAAGAAGAAGAAGUUCCGCACCCCUUCCUUCCUGAAGAAGAGCAAGAAGAGGAGCGACUGCUGAAGGCCCGUCCUGCCCACACCGACUGUGUCUUGUGUUGUCUUCCUGGGUAAUGGAAUGCCGAGCCCAUCCCCCAUGUAGCUAGAGCCCCCCUUCCGCCUGACCAAGCCCCUCGCAGACCGGUGCUAACCUCCUGUGCGCCACGGGGCCAGCCCCGGCGCCCGGGCCCCAGCCUCAGGUCUGGGGAGGCUUGGCUUCCGUGUCCGCCACCUCGCCCCUCUGUCUACUCCUCAAGACGCGCUCGCGGGGCUGUCCGGUCGUGGUCCUGGCUGCACGGGGGCCCUGCGGCCCUGUCCGUGAUCUUGCUCGCCCUCCUGUUGUGAAGCGACCCACGCUCUGUCCCUGCUGGGCCCCCCUUCACUCCCAGGCCUCAGGUGGCUGAAUCAGGCGCGUAGCUUCCUGCUGGCAUCCCCUGCUCUGUGGCCUCACUUUGUUCGCAUACACGAAGCCUUGGUGGGAACACCCCUGCCUGCCAGCGGCCCGGGGCAGGGGUGGCCUCAGAGCGGCGGGGCAGGCUGAGCCGGACGCCCAGCAGGGAACGGGCCCGUGCGCGCCCGGCCUGGCACCCUGGCCGGGACGAUCCAGGGCUCAGCACCCUCCUCGCUGGGGUCUUGCACUUCCUGCCAUGAGGAGGGUACUUCAGUAGGGGGAGAGUCCUUUCUAGAAUCCUUUUCCAGCAGAUUUGCAGUUCAUCCCACAUCGCUGGCGGUGAACACAAACGGUGACUCUUUGCUUUAGUUUCUCUCGGGCCUGUCACGGAGCACCCGUCCCCUGCUGGGGGAGGUUUGGGAACAGAGAGUCUGCUCUUAGCUCAUCCUGAGAGGCCUGGCUUUGACCCAGGGCGGCUCCGGGCAGAAGUCGGCCUGGGAGUCCCUGCCGGCCACCGUGCCCCUAUCGCUCUUGUUCACUUUGGCGAACUUUGAACUCCACCCCCUGGAAAAUAGUCUGCAGCUGCUUGGGGGGAGCUGGCAUGUGGCCAUGCGGACUCCUCAUGGCCACUGCCCUGGGAGUGGCCUGGGGCCAGCCUGUCUGCCCCGCCCCCACCCCGGGCCCCUUGGGGAAGCACCAGGUGUGGGCUUGGGUCCCACAAACUUGGCACCCCCAAUGCACCCAGGUGGGCUGCACAGCACUGCCCGCUGCUCUGGGCCCCUGGAGAGCACACCGCUUUCCUGGGUGCUCAUCUGCCCGGGUGCGUCCGCUCCCCAGGCUGCCGGCUUCGAGUCCGCCGCGGCCCCUUCCUCACCCCGUCCUCCAUCCCACGCGCAGCGACUUUAAUUUCACUUUGUAGUUUAAUUUUGUAUCACAACACAAAGUUGAAUCGCAUAUGCAGACACAGGCCCUGUGUCCUUUCUCCAUUGUAACACGUUUUACUCACAAAUAAAGUUCUUUAACCUGUAUCCUUGCUA
Molecule: messenger RNA, 3956 nt
Organism: Pteronotus mesoamericanus
Lineage: Eukaryota; Metazoa; Chordata; Mammalia; Chiroptera; Mormoopidae
Gene: ADD1
Product: adducin 1
Exons: 16
Coding region: 169-2553 (794 amino acids)
Biological process (GO): positive regulation of adherens junction organization; positive regulation of establishment of endothelial barrier; barbed-end actin filament capping
Cellular component (GO): cytoskeleton; focal adhesion; adherens junction
Molecular function (GO): actin filament binding
Source: RefSeq, a predicted model, not a curated record